This is a messenger RNA of Aspergillus nomiae NRRL 13137, 1008 nucleotides long. RefSeq lists its product as uncharacterized. The transcript has 9 exons. The record is from RefSeq and is a predicted model, not a curated record. Bases 1 to 1008 code for a protein of 335 amino acids. NCBI's taxonomy places the organism in Eukaryota, Fungi, Ascomycota, Eurotiomycetes, Eurotiales, Aspergillaceae.
AUGUACCCUUUUGCUAGGGAACUCGCUAUUGAGUCCUGGAUCUUAUAUGCAGUCGGGAUUGUAGUUAUCGGAUGUCGGCUAGUUUCUCGACGCAUACGGUUAAAGUCAUGGAGCAAACUACAAAUCGAUGAUGCGCUUAUGUGUGCAAUUGCGCUCACCUUCACGGGGGUCACUGUUACAGCGAAUAUCACAGCUCGGGUUAGCAGUGAUCCCAUUGUUCAUGAAGAGCAGCCUACGCCACAUGCAGAAGCGCUAAUGGUUUGGGGGAACAAAGCGAUCUUCAUGCUGGAACAGUUCGCUCUGGUUACAAUAUGGCUAGUCAAGGGCUGCCUUCUCAUCAUCUACAACCGUCUAACGCUUAUGAUGAAGGAGCAUUUAGCUGUGAAAAUCGUUGCGGUCUAUGUAGUGAUCUCUUUUAUUGUCAUCGAGGUCCUCUUCUUAGGAGUCUGGUGCAGACCGAUCACUCAUUACUGGGAUCUUGAAUCUAAUGACUUCCAGUGUGGGACCUACUUGAAUCAUCUGAUCACGACAACCGUUUUCAAUAUCUCCUCAGAUGUGAUGAUGUUGUGUAUCCCAUUGCCGCUCUUCAUCCGAUCACACUUACCUUUCAAGCAAAAGGUUGCAGUGUGUGCUGUAUUCAGUCUCGGUGGGAUCGUUAUACUUAUGGCAGCUCUGAAUAAGUACUAUAAUUUCUCCAAACUCACCGACCCUCGGUUCUUGGUUAGUCUGCUCACCGAUGUGUAUCCCAACGACUUGCUAAACAAUGAGACAGAAAUGGUAUGUCGCGGAGGUAGCUACCGCGGUCUACGUCUCAAAUGUGCCACUUCUCUGGCCUCUUCUUCAGCAGGUCUUUCGCUGCCUGCGCUCUACCGUUCGCUCCAACUACACGUCAGGGACAUCGAAGCCGAGCGGACCGCAACGAGGUCUGGCGGUAUUGCACUCCCAUUCGCGAUCACAUUCGAGAUAUCGUACCGACUCGGCACAUUCGAUCAUCAGCCACUCGCAUGA